Ceratina calcarata is the source of this 3763-nucleotide messenger RNA. RefSeq lists its product as uncharacterized. NCBI's taxonomy places the organism in Eukaryota, Metazoa, Arthropoda, Insecta, Hymenoptera, Apidae. The record is from RefSeq and is a predicted model, not a curated record. The coding region runs from base 1419 to 2969 and encodes 516 amino acids. The transcript has 4 exons.
CCACGAGAACAGCAGAACAGCGACGAAUCGCUGUAGCCAGUGUCUCGAGGAGCACCCCACAAGUAUAACGGGGAAGUUGGAGGGUGGUUCGACACAGUGGCCUCGUAUAACUAACCCAUAUACAUAUUAACGAACGUACAACGAAUGAAUCGUCGCAUUCUAUUUUACUUCGAUCGUUACCAAACGAACAUUCGGAAACACGUCGGACGUUAUACUGCGAGUUGCUGUAUGUAAAUCAAUAAUAGAAAUUUGUGGCGACACGCAAAUUAAAAGUGGAACUCGACAUAUGUUAUCGGAUCUGUGUACGCGAUUGUUUAUUUAAGAUGAUACCACCUGCGAGUUACGUCUCGAACGAUAGCCGUUAAUAAACGGAUGAUUGUUUAAAUCUAUGAUUACCUGUUUGAAACUUGAAAAUUGAUUAAUUUCGUGUCGAUGGUCGAAUAAAGACUAAUUUAGAAGAAUGACAGUGACGUACGUUGAAAUAUUACGUCUGAAGAUCGCGAUGAAUAAUUUGAUGUGUUAUUAUGCGAAUUCUCGAUGCAACGGUAAAUAAUAUGGCGCGCCUUCAUCUGCAGUCAAUGACGUCAAAGUCGGACGUCGAGAGGGACGUGAAAGAUUCGAUUUUAAGCCGUUGCGACGGAACACGUUGAUUUUCAAAACGCGAACUAAAUAAACAUUUGACAAGUAAUUAAAGAGAAUCCAACGUGUCUAGCCAAAUGUUAAUUCCAUAAAAAUAUAAAUGAGAUAUCCGCCGAUGCACAGCUGAUCGAAAUAGAAAACGAUCGGAAUUCGCGAACCGGGAAUAGUAAAUGAGGGAAUCGAGAUAUACGACGGAAAUGUGUAUUAAAAUCCCUGUAUUAGCGGUAUAAUAAACCAACAGUCGAUCGCGCUCGUCGUCCGGAGAUCGGAAUGAAAUUUGUUUUCGAUGGUAUGAAGAAAUAUUGAACUUGUGAAAGAAAAGUGAUGUACCGUGUUCGGACGAGGAGGCUCCUGAUUGAGAAACGAAAAGCAGCAGGUUGAUAUUAAGUGGGGAGAUAUUAAAAUGGGUCAAGAGUAUCUCCACGAUGACAGUGUACGUUGUUCGACUUUACGCUCGAUGCCUUCUUGAAGAGAUCCUCCUGCGAGUUCCUCGCGAGGAUCGUUAAGACUCCGCCGCCGCCGUAUGAUUUGUCAUUGACGAAGAACUCGUCAAACUGAUCUUGUGAAAGAAAAAUCAAGGGGAAUGACACCGCGUGUCAUCGUACCGACGAUUAACUAGUAAACGUGCUAUAGUUUCUCAGCCCGGUAUUUGUCAAGAACUUCGUAUAUUGCACGAUGCGUUGCGCGUAACGUUUGUAAACCCGAUCGUUCAGCGUUCGAACAUCGUUCCUGAGAAGACGAGUGUACUUUUCUGUCAAGUUUGAGACGAAAUCAGUUUCAUGGUGUACGGAACGCGCAAGAUUGCGGAGUCUGCGACGACAACGGGGACGGCUUGGCUUUACAACAUUACUACCCAAGGAGAAAUGAGUAGCAGCAGCGGAUUGGGAUUCGGCGUCGGCGUCGGUGUCGGCGUAGCCGGCGGGCCGACACUCGCGGCGGCUCAACAAGGCCAGGGUGUAGCCGCGCUUUUAGUCAUGCUCGCAGUACUCUGCUUCAUCUUCGCCUACUGUUGUUGGGGCGCGCCGUUCUGCAGAUCUCUGUGCCGAAGACACUGUUGCUGUCGCCUCGAGGAUCCAGAACCCGAUUCACGGCUCAGUACAAAUGAUCCAGCGAUGGUAGCAACGCCUACGAUCAUUCUCCUACCGCACGGCAGAAUGCUUGUUGUGGAUGGUACAAUCUUCACGCAGUUCCAAACAGAUCCAACCGGAUUGGAUUUGGUGGAGCUAGGAGACAGCGUUCUGCGUGCGCAAAGACAUUGCUCGCGGAGCCUGCUGCGCAUAAAUCGGCAAUUACAAAAUAGCCAAGGCAGUAUAUUGGAGAUGGACGCCGAAACACCGAGCAAGGACAGCUUAGGAUCCAUUGGAUGCUUUCCUCCUCCGACUUAUGAAAGUAUUUAUGGAAAGGAAGACUCGGAUAUGCCGCCAUCCUAUUCCGAUAUCUUAUUGCACAGGUUUAAUCUUCCUCACGAAGUAGAUAUGCACGGCUUUUGUCACGAUGGCAAAGAGGAGAUUGAAAUGCAGAGCCUGGACGGUUGCCCGCACAUAAUAGGUAAUCCCAUGAACACGAUACCGUACCCGUACGCGACGAUAACUAAUUUCAGUCAAAGCUUUCCACGAAGAACGGUCUCAAGGAACCCAUCGAUCAUUAGCAACCCUCUCGAUAGUUACUACGUAGAUAACGAAUUGGAAUUGUAUCGGUUAAGUCGAGAAAUGGUACCACGAGUAUUUAGCAAUGCGAACUUUGAGGCUCUCAGGUUGUACCAGGAUGAAACCUCGUUUCACAUCGUCAACGAAGUCCAACGACAGAACGAUCCUAUAGAUAAUGGACACUAUUGCGUGCCCGAUAACACUCGAAACAACGAAAGGAUAUCUUUAAGUAACAUUGACCAAAUAUCUAGAAGCGUGACGAACGAGUUGAUGAACACUAUGAAUCUCGUUCGAAGCAUGUCGAGAACUAGUCAAGAAAGUAGAAAUAAUGUAGAGAACUCGCAGAGGGAUAAUCAGGAGGCCGGAGUUUUCUUUGUUCAGUUAUCGCGAGCCGAGGAUCGUGAUAAUUCGCAGAAUUGGUAUAUUGCCAAUGAGAAUGAUAGGUCUGGAGCACAAGCGAGUCAAGAGGAUCAAUCCAUCGCGAGGAACAUGCUGCCGGAGAGUGAACAAGGGGAUCAAGCAAAUCAUGACGACCAAUCGGGCUCUUCGGCAGGAUUCUACAUCAGAGAUCAGAGCACUGAAGAGGCUGUCGGUAGACAAGGAUUGGAACCUGAGGCCGCCUACUCCGACGAAGAGACGAGGAAUUUCGGAGCGCUGGCGGACAUACGGGAGAGUCGAGUAUAACGGCACGACAGUAAGCCAUCUGACCAAGGUUGAUAUUUGUUGAGGACAAUUAAUAUGUUUCGAUUCAAGGCAAAAAUUCAAUGUUUCUUCCAUUGGUUCUCGAUAGUUUAGUAAGUCUACAAUUUAUUUGUCCGCGAAAUAACGACGACGACGAUACAUGAGGAAGCCUAUGAACACGUGUACAAACGAUUUAACUAUAAUUUUCUACACGUAAGAAACACGAUCGAUUUAAUUGUGGCACAAUAAUAAAAAGAAAACGGGGUGAGGUAAAGUUGGUUCAGUCCGUCCAAGGGUUUAUCUAACACACUAGGUUCAGUAAAUGUUAAGAAGAUAGCCGACGUUAAUAUUUUUUACAUGUCAUUGGUGAUUUAUCCUACACACUACUUAAUGUACAAUUUGCUUUCUAGAUUAUUUUCAUAUAGUAACGUAACAUAUUUCUGACAACGCAAGUUUAGACACAAGAGGCUUAUAAUUUAUAUUUGUAACGAAUAAGGUGUAUAUAGAGGAAUUGUUGGACACGUCGGUUCUUAUGUACAGAUAAUGUCCUACGAAUCGAGUUUAAACUUAUUAAUUAUGGCUCGGUUAAACAAGCGUAUGGUGUCGUACGACGUCGCACGAUCAAGCCAUAUCUACAUAUGUGAACUAAGAUGUAAUGAAGAUUAAUUUUAGCUAGAAUUAUGUAUGCAUUAUAAACAUAUGAGGAAAAUUAUACAUUGUACACAUUAUUACUGUUGUUGCGUAGAUGAAAGAUGUUAAAUAUAAGUUAUUAAUAAAAUAAAGUAUUUAAUAAGAAA